Chara braunii is the source of this 3626-nucleotide messenger RNA. Lineage: Eukaryota; Viridiplantae; Streptophyta; Charophyceae; Charales; Characeae. The record is from the annotation of a GenBank genome assembly.
UAUCGCCCAAACCGUUGUCCAACCCUUGUCCAAACCCUUGUUCCCCCUCCCCGUCUGUUUUUGCGUUGUUACUGUUGUCCUCUUGCUGUCUACCCUUAACCCUUUCAAUUCCUUCAUUUUCUCCAGGCCCCACAGCACCAGCAGUUACACAGGUCUGUUCCAAAUAAAUAACAAAAAAGAGAUCCACAAAUGUUGCCAGAUAGCUCAGAAGUGAGUCGGGAAAGUGGGCCGCAGGCCCGCACACCGCGGGAAAAUCGAGGGCGGGUGGGACGGCUUCGCCAAGAUCAGGCGAGGAGAAAGACUCGACCUCAGAGGAACCUGACUCCUGUGUGGCGUGCACGCAGGUACGCAUUCGCGAUGAAUGUCGCGGACAGCCGAGGCCUGGAAGGCGCAACACGGGAGACCACUCAAGCCAUUGUGGCUGGGCAGGCGCCUGUGACUUAUACAGUCGCUGGCCAGAGCAGCGGGACCGGGAGGGCCAGCGAAGCCGUACUCCAACCUGGGGAAUGGUGGAACGAACGCUUGAGCGAUGGCGGCUGGCGGCAGAAGAGAGACACUCCAGAGUUUGAAGGCGGAUACGAGGCAGGUCUUGAGUGGAGCAGCGCCUUGGUAGGAACGUAUGGAGCCGGAAGAAGAUGGAGAGGUGGAAUGAAGAAGCUUCUUCUUGCCUUGAAUGAGUGGCUGAAGCGGAACAAUGUAGGUCGCGGCUGCAUGGGUUGCAAUGAUCUUGAUGUCUUGUCCUUUGUGAGCAGCCAAUGGUUGGUCGAGGUGGAGAGCCGAUGCCGGACUUCUGAUGCUGCAGGCCUGCCGCUUGUGUCUCCGUCGAUGGCAGAUGUUGCGCUGAACUGCCUGAGUGCGUGCUUUCGCUUGCUUGGAAGGGAUGGAGAAGUCGAUCCUUGCCAGAGUAGCCGUGUGCGGUCAUUCCGGAGAGCAUACAGGGAGUAUUCUCUGCAGAGAGGAGUAGUUGAAGAAUCAGCGGUGCCGUUGAGAUUUAUGAUAAGGUUGCGAGAGGUUUCGAGUGAGGGGGAGACCUUCUUGGGGUGGCCUCCGAAAAUGGUAGAUAGUUAUGAUCGGGUGGGGCAGGAUGUAAGGCAAGGGUUCUUGUUUCGACCGAUGCGCGGGGGUGGUGCUAUAAGUGGCGGUGCUUUUAACAAAGGGAUCGAAAAAUGGUUUGGGGAGGCGGGGGUGUAUGCUGGGGAGAGCGGGCACAACUUUCGAGUAGGGGGGGUUCAGGCGGGCAUAGGGGAGGGUUGGAGUCUUGGUGAGAUAAUGCGGCAAGGAACCUGGAGCAGUGUUGGGACGUUUAUGAGGUAUGGUUAUGGUAUGAAGCGAGGGUGGAAAAGGCAGAGGGGUGGUGGGUUAGGUGACAAAGAAGAUGGCUGUGAGGCUAAGGAUUGCGGGGUUGGGGGUUGCGAAAUCGACCCUGGGGCUGGGGAGGCAGGAGAACUUGGAUCCGGGGAUUGUGAACCGGUGCUUGAUAGCGAGGGAGAGGAUACGGGGAUACCAGGGGGUGCGUUGGGAGGAAGGAAGGAUGAGUACGCAUUCACGAUGAAUGCCGCGGCCAGCCGAGGCCUGGAAGGCGCAGCACGGGAGAUCACUCAAGCCAUUGUGGCUGGGCAGGCGCCUGUGACUUAUACAGUCGCUGGCCAGAGCAGCGGGACCGGGAGGGCCAGCGAAGCCGUACUCCAACCUGGACAGGUUGGGCCAGCGCGAGCAAUGACGGGCAGAAUGACACGUGUUGAGCGGUCGAGCAAGCAAGCUAGAUAUGGCGGAAGCCGUGGGCUGAGCCGAUUUGUUGUCGUCCAUCUUCUUCCUCUGUACGUGGUGCUCCUGCUUCAUGCUUCGUUCGCGUGCGCCAUAGCCAAAGCCAAGUCAGCAGGGCGUGCAGCUGGAAACACCGACGGAUCGGGCGUUAUCUGGCAGGCAGACUCUCGCUCAUCGUCGUCAUCGUCGCCUUUGUCGACUCACUUCAGCGAGGAAGGAGGAGGCCGCCAUAGCCAGGGCGAUGUCCGUAGCUCGCUAUCGCCGUUCUACGCAACAGCUGCCGCUCCGCGUGCCAAUUCCUCCGCGCAGAAGGAGCAACAGCAGGAACUUCGUCCGCUUCUUCCCGAUGUCAACAGCCUUUUCUUGCUCGGCAAUCCCGAUGCCGCUUCCCACUUCAAGGAGUGGCUUGCUGGCCUGCCUUUCCCGUCUCCAUCGCCGCCGCUCAGUACGCGGCAUAGCCGCCAAGCACCUGUCGUCGUAAUCGACGAUCCUUCUCGAGACAGACCGUGCUGCGCCGGUGUCAACGACGACGAGGAGGAGGAGGGGGAAAGGCCAUCGGAACGAGCGAGUGGUUUCCGCCUCAGUCCCCGCGCUGCGGUCCUGAAGCCCGACUCUAAGGCGGGGAGAAGCGCGACUAGUUCGCCGGGGGAGAGGAUGAUGAGUGAAGAAGGUUCUGGAAGGCGGCCAACUUCCAGACGCCUUACUUCUCAAAGCCAAUCGAAUCCGUCCAAAGGAUCUAAGCAGGCAACAGCAGGAGUCUCACUCCGCAAGCGGACAGCUGGUGGGCGGCAACAAAAUGCGGGCAGCCGGGGCAGGCUGUCGACCAUCGUCGUAGACAAGAACGGCGAUGGACAUUACACCACGGUUCAGGCAGCAGUGAAUUCCGUGCCGAUGGGGAACUCUCGACGAAUUACCAUCCAGAUCAAAAGUGGAGUCUACAGAGAGAAAAUCCGUGUUGUGUCUGGCAAGAAUUUCAUUUCUUUCAAGGGUGACGGGGUGGGGAAGACCGUUCUGACAUGGGGUGAUAAUGCGCGGACCAAGGACAAAGCACCCGUAAAGGGAGGGAAAGGUGGAACCAACGAGUAUGGGACUCUUGGGACCUUCGAGUCUGCCAGCGUUGCAGUGAGUGCUGAUCACUUCACCGCAGAAGAUCUGACGAUUCAGAACACUGCGCCUCGAGCUCCCAACGGCGCCGUGGGAAUGCAAGCCGUAGCACUGCGGGUGUCUGGCGACAUGGUGGCUUUACACAGGGUCGCCCUAUUUUCUUGGCAGGAUACUUUGUAUGCGCAUAAAGGGAGGCAAUUCUACAAGGACUGCUGGAUCCACGGGAGCAUCGAUUUCAUUUGCGGGAGCGCCAAAGCGCUCUUCCGCAACUGCAUUUUGUACACUCGUGGCCCGGGCUCGAUCUCUGCGCAGAAGGGAGGUGCAGCUGGAGUUUCUGAUGACACAGGAUUUGUGUUCCUUGGGGGCAAAGUACUCGGGGAGUCUGGUGCAAAAGACAUCUACCUGGGGAGCUUCCUUGGAAGGGCGUGGGGACCGAAGGCGCUCACCGUAUUCGCGAAGGUCUACCUGGCCAAUGUCAUCAAGCCCCAAGGUUGGUUCGAUUGGGACGAUCCCAGCAGAAGGAAGAAGGUUUUCUUCGCAGAGUACCAGUGCUACGGCCCUGGUGCCAAUCGCUCUAAGCGCGUGUGGUGGUCCAAGUCUCUCUCGGCUAAAGAAGCGAAACCCUACCUCACGUCCUACUGGGUAGGCACAUGGAUACCGCGAUGGUGAGCAAUGAGCAAUGAGCAUGAGUCCGAUGGAACCCGACAGCCUUUUGUGGAAUACGUGGCACCGCCAUCUCGAAGCCGCAUUGGAUUCGU